AUGGCUCGAACACUUUUGGUUCUUGCAGUUUUAGUUCCUCUUGUGUGCUUCUUGCUUGUAAAAUAUCAGGAUGCAGAUUUUGUGCUUCUGAUUUACGAAUUGAUAGGUGAAAAUCCCGCCGUAGCGUUGCGCGGAAAAGUUGUGUGGAUCACUGGAGCUUCAAGCGGUAUCGGUGAAUAUUUAGCUUACGAACUGGCUAAAUGUGGUUGUAAGUUGGUGCUUUCUGCACGAAGAAAAGAUGAAUUAGAAAGGGUCAAGAAAAAUUGUGCAGGUAGGUCAAAAACGCUAUAAAUAUGAGUAAGCUUAUGUUAUAACUGCACCCUUGGGAUGACGGUUUAAUGUCCGUAAUGGCGAGAGUCCGCAAUAGCAGGGUGCGAGAAAGAAAUGUCUGGAUCUUAUAGGAAUUACACAUAUUUGUAUUGUAUAUUGUCUCCAUAACCAAUUGCAGUGCAGUUUUCAUGCAAAGAGCGUCAGAACUUUACUUACAAACAAAACGAAUCCAGAGAUGCCAUACUCUAGAGAUCUAAAAUCUGGAGACCCUCUUUUUUUCACUACCCCGCGAAAUUUUAACGGACCCCCCCGCUCCACUCGACAAAUUGACCCAGACCCCAAAGGGAAUGACUUAGGACAAAUAUAUGAAGUCUUACAUGACGUACAUACUGUCAAAUUUCGCAAUGAUCGUUUUGAUCCCAGAAAUGAUUAGCCUGCGUAGCAAGCGUUUCCUCGCGAGGUUCGUCUACAAAGCUGGGACAAGAGCAAAAAAAAAAAACAUGAAUGACAGGGGAGGGGGAGGGGAACGACCUUUUUUUUUGCUUCCGCUCUAAUUCGCGCAAUAACUCGAUUGGAAACGCUUGCUACGCAGGCUAAGAAAUAAUCUUUGUCAAUGACUAAAUACAUGCAAAAAUGCCCCAGAAACCGCACUACGAAUAAGAAAAAUUGAAGUUUUGAGCUUAAAAUGGGUCAAAUCUCAAACUAAGGCACAGAAAAGAUCAAAAGAUGAUUUUAUCCCGGAGAUAUGGUGACCCGUAUGGGAGAGCGGGAGAUUGGCGCCGUAUCCGUGAGAGAGACUCCCGGAUAAUGCGGGAGUGUUGGCGUGUAUGCGGGGAAACGUAAGAGUACAGAUUGCAUCUCCCUUUCGUUUACCACAUUAGUCACAAACGACUAAAGCAACUUUGGAAUGUUCUUUCUUAAAUCAAAAAGGCAGAAAUGCUUUGAAAUUUGUUAAAAAGAGUAUAUGAGCUUACUUAGUACUAAGAAAUUCUGUUAUUUACAGAAUUUAUGGUAGAAAGAAGUAUCUCAGAGUAUCUGGGAUAACUAACCACCUCAUUCGUAUGGCAACGUAACCGCAACAUAUAUUGUUCUCGGUAUUAGAAUAAAAAAAGAAGAACUCUACAGUAAUGUCACCCAGAAGAAGCACAAACGAAACCAAAGUGUCAAAGGGGUGUCAGUAAAACGCGGGUCGGGGUGUAUUUAAAAGAGGUCUUAAAAGAAUGCUGUUUUAGGGUUAGGGUUGGUGUCAACGAACCCUAACCCUAACCCUAAAACAGCAUUCUUUAAAAAAAUGGAUAGAUCCCAACCCCAAUCCGGCUCCAAACUCCGACCCCGACCCUGCGUUUUAAGUUCAGGAAAAUAAAGUGGCAAUGGGUAUUAAAUAUACAAAUCUAAGGAAAAGCGUUAGUUAAUUUCAUACCGAGCGGGGCCUGGCACUACCGGAUUUUCCCUGACUUUUUAAAAAGUCCAGUUGCGAAAUGGUGGAUAGUCAUUGUAAAAGCUCGGACGAAAGCAUUCUUUUUGGAACAAAUAUUGAUCAAUAUUCCUUCGGAGAAUCUGCCUAGGCUUAGAAAGAAAGGAUGCAGUAUUUCUGCCCUGCCCUGAGGUUAAAGUUAAAGAGCCGACGCUCAGCAAGUGCAAGGAAUUGUUCGAUGAACAGGUCCGCUCCAACCGAAGAUGAUUAUAAAUUUUCUACUGCAAAGGAUCCUCUGUUUAAUUCUACCCACAUCUGUAAAGUAGGGGAUCAUUGGCAAGAACACAGAUGUGAUUGUGUACGUACCGAUCGUAACCUAAGUAUGCUGGAGCAAAACUCAAAAGGGCAGUACAGAAGGGCUCACCUGGAUUAUUCCCGUCGCGGAAAAGAGUAAUGUCCGCGUGGAAGGUCAAAUUAACACAUGUAAGUCCAGAUAAAGUGUAUGCCCUGCUCUUGAAGAAAAAAAAAAACACUUUGUCAAAGCUAUCUAAGAGCAUCCCCAAAGUGACCCCUGAAGUCUGAAUACAGGUAGAAGCAAAGAUUUUUCUUUAUGUACUGAGUUUGUUUUUACUAUUUCUUUCCUACCAGCAAUUUCCCUUGCCACUGACCCAUCAUUUAAAAAAGAUCAAGAAAUUCUUGUCCUUCCAUUGGACUUGCAAAAAUUUGAUACACAUGAAAAACUGGCACAAGAUGUCCUCAAGCAUUUUGGAAAGGUAAAAAGAAACUAGUAUAUAUAGGGCUUGAAUUUAACAGCAGAUGGUCUAGAUGGACAGGGUUGACAACUGACAUCAAAGCUGAUUGUUAGUGUUGACCCAUGGCCAGCCUGACACUUCAUUGUGUGGCUGCUUCAGGUCAUGCUGUUCCAGGUUCUAUGUUAGUGUGAUUUUAAUAUACAACACCAGAAUACAAGACAGAAAAAAACUAGCAUCUAAAUCACAGUAAAUUGCAAUAAAUCACAUUUUUAUAUAAAAGCAGCAUUAAAGUAAUUGGUAUUUGUCCACAUUUUCUCCCUUGUAUAUUCAUUUAAACCGUCUUAACGCUUUUCUGUAUGUCAUUUUGUUUUUAUGGUAAUUAAAGACUGUUGUCCUCUUGAUGCUUAAUUCUGUAUGUCUGGGGUUUUGUUGUACACUCUACAUAUUGAGUUAAGUUUUUUCUCUUUAUAUAGUGUAUUUUAAUUUCUGUGUGUUUAUAGAUUAAUUGUGCCUAUGAUGUCUGAAUGACCAUGAUGUCAACUUCUAAGUAAACCUCUUUUCCAUAUCUGCCUGUCAUUUGUAUGGGAUUUAAAUUAACUGGUUCAUCAUACAUCUCUUAAAGUUUUCUGUCAAAGUGAUAAUUAAUUGAUUCACUCUUAAUAGUGCUAUGCGGGUAAUCCUUUAGAGGAUGGGUAGCUUGCAAACCCAACUCAACACAGGGUUGUCGGAACAGCAACAAGAAUAUUUAUUCCAAAACUGAACGUAGUUUCCACGAAGUAAAACUCCACAACCUGCUAGCACGUGACUCAUAAACUUACACGGCCUCUGCCAAAUGCACUUAACUUGAUGAACUUAUACAGCCUCCGCCAACUUGAAUCAACACUGCUUCCAUCACACUUGACUAAACACAGCUAAAAAAAAACUUAACUCGGACUCGUCUACUUAUCAUGACUUUCAACAUAAGAUUCUAGAACUUUCCAAAUAGUCUAAUUAUAGAAAGAUUACAAAAUAUACCGCUUUAGAAUCGCUUGUAACACAAAAUCCUAAAAUAAACAAACUAUGAACUCUCGCGAAGCGUCUAGAAAGUCACGCCAGUCAUGCAAUACAGUUUUUCGUAACAAAUAGUAAUAAGGCUGAUAUUGUCCCUUCAACCUUUCUCUAUGUUCAUAAGGUAUCCUUUUGAAAGCUUUUACUAGUGUUACAACUUGACCAGCCAAAAACAAAUUUUUUCAGUUCAGUUCAUUUCCAGAAAACAUGUACAAGUAGAUGAGAUGCCUACCUAUAGUUUAUUUUAAGGCUAGUAAAAUGGAGAGAAAAAAAAUGUAAAUCUAUGUUAAAGCUAUGUACCAUCGACAAACCUUGUUUAUACGAGCACUGAGAGGGUCAUAGAAAGUGUUCAUUGUAACAAGUUGUCUGUUGAAUUUAAGUUGAAUUUAGAGAAAAUGUAAUGCCAGCAGGCGGUGCCUGCGGCAUUGUGUUACUGUUGUAUGUUGCACGUGUGUGUUUUCCUCUUGUGGUGUGUUCAUAUCGCUUUCAUCUUGUACUGCAAGCGAUUUGUUGUUAUUAAAGCUGUUAUUGUUCCUUCGUUGUGACGUUCCUGUCUUUUCAACAUUGGCAGUAAGGCAUUCUUUCCCAGGGACAAAGCAAACUGUCUGUAAUAAUGAUCGAGGUGUCCUUAUUAAGCCGCUGUCUGUAAAGUGGGGUUUGACUGUAUUAUGAAAAUAGAAAAUUUUCCAGUAAUGCAUUUUGCUCAUUUUGCUCAUGGUUACAGUACCUGGAAAAAUGUCUUGUUAAAAAGUUACUGACUUUUUGUCUUUGGAAAAAAAAGUUUUAAAAAGUAGUGUUACAUCGCGUUAAUUUAUUUGAGUGCAGAAUACAGACUUAACCAAAACUAGGGUGAUUGUUUAAAAUAUGUAAGUAAAAAAAAUCAAUGUAUUGAUUUAUUUUAAAGGUACUGUAUGCCUAAUUAUAUUAAUGUUUCAAACUGCUAAGUGCAGCUGUCCUUAUCAUUAGUUCUUAUGUGUAAUCCUGCAGUGUCUUCGUCUCUUUUCAGGUUGAUGUUUUGGUUAAUAAUGGUGCAAGGGGACAACUGGGUUUGAUAAGUAAGACCUCACUGGAAGUUGACCGAGCAAUUCUGGAUUUGAAUACUGUUGGCACUAUUUCCCUGACAAAAGCAAUUCUUCCCCAUAUGAUUGAACGCCGAAAAGGACAGAUUGUUGUUGUGAGCAGCAUUGGUGGAAAGUUUGGUAAAAAAAUAAGUUUGCAGAAUAUUUUAACCCAAAAUGUGAUGAAAAUGCUUCCAAAUGCUAAAAGUGGCUCAAGUUCCAGUCACAUGCUUCGAUCAUCCCGGCCAUGUACCCAUUCCAGUACUGAUCACUCAUUCCCUCAAUUAACCUUUUCAGUCCCAAGAGUGCAUCACCAACAUCAAUUUUUCCCCAACAAUGUUAGAUGUGCAUCAUCAAGAAAGAUCCUGUGAGGAUUAAUAAAACAAUCACCAGUGGGGAAAUAAUUUAUUUGAUCAAAGAUCAAAUUCUCUCAACUAAUUCUUUAUGCAAAUUAUGUUUGGAGAUCAGUAUGGAGAAUUUGUAUUUGUAUACAGGGCAGGGGGUUUAAAGGGUGAAGUUCUUUCACCCAGCAGUCAAACACCCAUUCAGGCACACACACACUCGCUGAUUUUAUUAUUAAAUGACCCUGUACCGUCAUUGGACUUUUCUGGCUCUUGGUUGAUUUUUUAGAACUGUGUCAGCUCAUAUAAUAGAAAAUUAAAAAGAUGUUAUCACUCUUUUAAGUAUAAUUUUUGGAAUCCCUUUCCAUACUAAUUUUAAUUUUGUACAUCUUGCUGUGUUUUUAAAAUGAUAUUUUCUAAUUUCUUUCAGGGACCCCUUUUGCUGCUACAUACUGUGCAAGUAAACAUGCAUUGCACGUAUGUAUUCCAGGUUUAUAUACAGACUGAUGUGUUUAUUAAGUGUUUUGUAUAUUAUGCACCUUAAUGUUUGAGUCAGUUUGGCUAGUUUUAUUUCUUCUGUCCAUAUUUACAGGUAAGAAUAAAAUGGAUUUAUAUUUUUUCUGAGAUUGUAAUAUCUCCAGGUGAAUUCGCAAGUGAGCACACAUGGCCAAUGAAAUAUUGAAAACAUCACAUGCUGUUUUUCCAAUUGUUUUUUUUACUUCUAGCUACAACUCAAGGAACACAAAAGAACAAGUUAAUAUUAUUUUGCAAGUCGUUUAAUGUAAUUAUGUCUGCUUUGUUUUUGUUUAAAAGAAAAAAAUGAUGUAUCCUAUCUGGCAAAGUAAGCAAAUUUCUGUACAUUUUUUUCACUUGUGGAAGAUUAAUACCAUUCAAUAAGCAGAAGUAACUUUGAUUGGCUGUUUCAACUUUUAUGCCAAUUAACUGGGCAGUUGUAUCAGGCUUUCAUUUCAUUUUUACUCAGUUCCCGCUAUAGAGCCUGAUCUUAGGUUAGAAUAUAACUUAGACUACUGAGCCGGGUUGUUCAAAGCUGGCUUAAGAUAACCCAGGGUUAGUGCGAAAUUUGAAUUCAGAUAUAUAAAUGCGGAAACAGCAAAUUCAGAUUUAUUCUUUUUGCCUACAAUUUGAUGAUUAGACACCCUAAAAAACACUACCUGAGAAAAUGCUGUCGAUCAAAGGAAAAAGGAAACAGAUCAAAAUUUAACCUCGGCUUAGCGCUAAUCAGCCUUCAAACAACUGGGCCCCGGUCUUAAUAAUUGAAGGCCUGAAUUUCUUAAAAACCGUCAUGGUGUAAUGGUUUUCCCUUAAGUACAAAAUCCCUAGGUUCUUUAUCAUUUCCCAGAAAACAUUAUACAUCCACUUUACGAUAAUAUUGGCAACAUCAACCCCCCAACCCCUCCCCAGUAGAAGCUGUCCCCUUUCCGCAAAAGUAUUGUGCACUGUUUGACGAGGUGCAGUGUGAUAGACAGUAUCAGCAAAUGAUAGUGUAUUUUAGAAUCUUUUUGGACUGAUGCCCAGGUUUUAGUCUUAAGUUAUAAUUAUGCCAGACAAAUACAAACUUGAUUAUGUCAUAGAUUAGAUUAUGUCCUCUCUCUACUGCUGCUGAUUAUCUGAACAUGACCGGCGGUGUCCAGCAAGAAAGCUCUUGCUACUUUAGACACUGUACACAGAUGAACUUAAUGUCUUUUAGUUAAUUAUUAUUUAUCAGCUAAUUUAUUUUUCUACCUAUGUACACUUGUGAAAAUAUCUUGUAUAGUGAGAAAUAAAGAACUGAAUUGAAUUGAAUUGAAUAGAAAAUUCUCAGUUUUCAAAAAGUCAAAUUAACAGCUAUCCAGACAUGGCCCUUUUUAUUUUUAAGUGUAAAUACAAUAAUUAAAAUAUUUUCCUGUUUACAUCAGCAAUAAUGAAUGUCUUUCCCAGGGUUACUUUGAUACAGCUCGUCUCGAGUUGUCAGAGUACAACAUCGGUGUCCAGAUCAUCUGUCCAGGAGCUGUCAAGUCUGAUUUUACAAAGUAUGCAUUUUCUGAAGACGUUAACAAGGUAAACAGAAUUUUUUUAAAAAAAAAUCCUAAUUAAUAUGGACACCAAUGGGGAUUGAAUCAGAUGUGUGCUAUGAAUAAAUAAAUCGAGACGUGUACUUUGUUUUGUUUUAGCCCCUGGUAAUGGUUUCUGCGAAAUCUUUAGCACAUUUAAAAGUUUUUUUAAAUUUUAUUUUGGAAUUUCCUUUUUUUCACUGUGAGAAUCAUUUUGCUGUACUUUGUUGCUUUAGAUCCCCAGUAGUCUUGUUAGUAGUACAGCAUGCACUAUUUACAGUCAUUUCUUUCUAAGACGGACACCUUUGGGACCGGCACUAAUUCUCCGUCUUAGAGAGGUGUCCGUCUUAUAGAGAGUCAAAUAAAAGGAGUAAAGAAAGGCAGGGACGAACUCUAAGUGUCCGUUUUACAGAGGUGUCCGUCUUAUAGAGGUGUCCGUUAAGAGAGAGUCGACUGUACUCCUUUUUUGAAGUGGAUGAUGUCAUUCCCUUUUGUCCUUAUGUCAUGAAUAAAUGCGGAGGAAUCUUAUGAAGAUAACGUCACAUGCUAUUUUUCGGUUGGUUAACUGUUUUGACAGGUUUAGCCAAUGAUGUUGUAGUUUAUUGAAGUUGGUCUUGAUGUCACCUGUAAUUAAAAUUCACUGAAUCACAAUUUUCAUUAGCCAUUCACCAUUUUCACAUGGACCAUAAUUAUGCACCUUGUUUACCCCUCCCCCCAAAUUUUACAUAACCAUUUGUUUCCAAUUUCUAUUGGGUAUAUUUGCAGUCAUUUUAUGGUCUACUGGAAAUGGUGAUUCCGUGAAUUGGAGGAUGGUGGUAUAGUCUCUGCAGUUGUAUAUGAAAUUCAAACUUUACAACAAUGGUAAAAACAAUAACAUUUAUAAGGGAAUUGUCAGUAAAGAAAAUAAUAAAGGUUAAUUUUUGUCUACAGUACAUCAUUUAAUGUUUAGUGAAGUAUCAAAAAGCAAGAAAAAGCCAAAAUGGCUCUACAAGUUUAUCUCAGCAGAAAAUUUGUUUGUAUUUUAGCUUCCUCCACCUGGCUCUGUAAAAAAACUUCUCAAUAUGCCAACAGAACGUUUUGCAAGGUUGAUGGUGGUAAGCAUGGCAAACAAUUUGGACGAAGUCUGGAUAUCAGAAAAUCCAUUUCUUGCAGCUGCUUAUUUCAACCAGUACUUUCCAAACUUCUUCAGAUGGUAUGUUUAG
Molecule: messenger RNA, 8135 nt
Organism: Porites lobata
Lineage: Eukaryota; Metazoa; Cnidaria; Anthozoa; Scleractinia; Poritidae
Source: the annotation of a GenBank genome assembly